AUGUCUAUUGAUGAUGGUGCUAAUCCAGACUAUGAAUCAAUCAAUCAGUUCACAUCGAUAUUUUGGACUAAACGACAAUGGUUUUUUGAGUUGAAAGAAAAUCUUGAUGAAUUCGUAUAUUCUAUUCAUCCAUAUAGAAAAAAAUGGUACGAUUAUCAUGAGUAUGAGCAAUUUGAUGUAUAUUCAGAUGGAAAUAUUCAUCAACAAACAUCUAAAUUUGUUGACAUAUCUUGUCAACAAGACAUGAACAAUUGUUUCAUUCAACCUAUUUCACAUAUUCAACUUAAUAUUGAGAGCAAUGCCUUUGCUGUUUGGUAUCCAUCAUAUACGGAUCAUAUGAAACCCUGUUUGUUGGCUGUAAAAUUUACUCAUUUAAAUAUUCAAUGUAGUGAGAUUCCAAUUGACAUGUUGAUGGAACUUAUACUUCUAAUGCCUAAUCUUCAAUCAUUGGAAGUAUCAUCGUUACCAUUAUUGCAAUUAAGAAGCUUAUCUGUGGGAAAUACAGAAAUGCUCUUAUUGGUAUCAAUUACUAACAAAAUUACAACAGUAAAACUCGAUAAAAUGGUAGAAGUAGAACAAGCUCAUUUUCUUAUGAAUCUUUGUCCUGGUAUGCAAUACUUCGAGAUAGAUUAUAUAGAAGAGAACGAUUUGGAGAAUAUGGUAAAAUCUAUUUCAAUGAACAAUAUCACAUAUAUUCUUAAACUUUGUUAUUUAUGUGUAAAUGCACGUAAUGCAAAUGAAAAGACAAUUCAACGAUUAAAUGUGAUUAUUGAUUUAGAGAGAUUCUUUCAUCCUGAGCAAGCUUUUUGUGACUGCACAAUUCGACGUAUACGUGAUAAAAUUUUUUUUAAAUGGAAAUUAUAA
Molecule: messenger RNA, 864 nt
Organism: Rotaria sp. Silwood2
Lineage: Eukaryota; Metazoa; Rotifera; Eurotatoria; Philodinida; Philodinidae
Source: the annotation of a GenBank genome assembly